Teleopsis dalmanni is the source of this 3415-nucleotide messenger RNA. RefSeq lists its product as uncharacterized. NCBI's taxonomy places the organism in Eukaryota, Metazoa, Arthropoda, Insecta, Diptera, Diopsidae. Gene Ontology annotation, biological process: positive regulation of ERAD pathway; response to endoplasmic reticulum stress. The coding region runs from base 217 to 3243 and encodes 1008 amino acids. The transcript has 14 exons. Gene Ontology annotation, cellular component: endoplasmic reticulum. The record is from RefSeq and is a predicted model, not a curated record.
UUACCUUUGUAGUUUUGUAUAAAAUAGCAAAACGCAAAAAUAGAAAAUGUUUGUCAAGUGGAUACCAACUAUUGAUAACUAAAAAUUACAAAUAGUAAAAAACAAAAAGAAAUACCUUGGAGUCAUAACAACAUCACUUCAAGGUUUAUCAGUUUUUGAAUAAACCAAAAAGACAACCCGGAAAUCUUUUCACAUAUAAUUUGCUAAUUAAUAAAUAUGGCUGAUGUUAAUGCUAAUGCUGGAAACGUGGUAGAUGCGGCGGUAGGACCUGUACCUGCAGCUGCUGGAGCCGCUGGUGGUGCCAAUGCUGAUGUAGGUGCCAUAAUACCACCAGUGGAUGUUGGAGCAAACGCUGCAGGCAAUGGGUUUAACAAUCGUGUUGGUGGUCAAAAUAAUUUAUUGAAUAUGCGAGAUCGUUUGUUCCAUGCCAUUUAUUUUAAAGUUGCACUUAUGUAUGCAGAAAUAUUUCCAAAGCCAUUACAGCGUGCUUUGGAGUAUUUUAUUUUAAUCAAAGCUAUAUUGUUUUUUUCUGCUCUGGUUUAUAUACAUACUGCAUUUAUUAAAAAUCCUGCGACUUGCUUACAGCAUGUGAAAGAUUGGCCAAGGGAUGGAGUUUUAAGGGUGGAGGUUAUACCUAAUCUGGAUAUACAACGUGCUAUAUAUGAACAGACUAAAGCUGACGAACAGCUAGUACGAGACUUACAAAACAAUUAUCAUUACGGCAUUGGUCCACAAACAAAAGUGAAUGAUGAUCGCCUCAAAUUAUAUCAAAAGAAAUUAACACGAGCUGGCUAUAAUUUGCGACCAACGAUUACUUAUGCGAAUGAUUCACUUAUAUACUAUUUCAAAACUGAAGCUAUAAAGACAAAGAAAAAUGCUGUGCCGGAGAAAACAGAAAAAGUUAUUGAGGCAAAUGAUGAUGAUGAACAAUACAUUGUUGAGUAUUCUUUGGAAUACGGACAUUUGCGGCUGUCACCCGCGACACGGAAGCGUUUAAAUAUACCUGUACGUAUUGUACAAUUAGAUCCAAUGAAUAACAAAUGUUUUGGCGAUAAAAUAAGUAAAUUUUUACUUAAGGAACUACUAGGAUAUGACGAUUUGCUAAUGGCAUCAGUCCGUGUUAUUGCAGAAAAGGAAGAUAAUAAAGGGUACCUACGUAAUGUUAUUACUGGAGAACACUAUAGAUUUGUGUCAAUGUGGUGGGCCGCUUGGAGUUCCUAUCCAACAGCUUUGGUUGUGAUGGUGCUUUUCACUUUUUCAAUAUCAAUGCUGUUACGUUUUUCUCAUCAUCAAAUAUUUGUGUUUAUUGUUGAUUUAUUACAAAUGCUGGAAUUUAAUGUAACCGCACGUUUUCCAAUUGCUCCCCUCUUAACUGUAAUUUUAGCUUUAGUUGGUAUGGAAGCUAUUAUGUCUGAAUUCUUCAACGAUACAACCACAGCGUUUUAUAUUAUACUGAUUGUAUGGAUAGCUGAUCAGUAUGACGCUAUUUGUUGUCAUACAAGCAUAACAAAACGUCAUUGGUUAAGGUUCUUUUAUUUGUAUCAUUUCGCCUUCUAUGCGUACCAUUAUCGCUUCAGUGGACAAAAUCGUAGUUUAGCGCUGGUCUCAUCUUGGCUAUUUAUUCAGCAUUCAAUGUUCUACUUCUUCCACCACUACGAACUGCCCGUCAUACUGCAACAGGCGCAAGUGCUUAUCGUUACGAGGAACAAUCAAAACAACAUUGGAGGAAAUUUAUUGCAAGGCGAUCAAGGACAGGAAAGAACUAUCAUUUUAAAUCGUUUGCUUCGGCGGCAAUUUGCUCUACUGCAGCAACGCGACCAACCAGAACGUGGAAUUUCCUUUGUUCGCAGAUUACAGGCGACAUUGCGACGUAUGUUUAUUGUGUUCGGCUGGAUGGCACCACAGCGUAUCAAUUGGGGUAUACUACGUAUUGAUCCAGCUAAUUUGGGCAAUGUUGCUACCGUGAGAGUAGUUGUAGCAAAUAGCGUGGGAAAUAUCAUAGGAACAGCCAAUUUGCAAAAUCCUGCUAAUAUUGGAAAUGUUGGCGGUGGCAGUGGUGGCAGUGGUGGCAACAACGUCAAUGCAGCUAGAUCAUCUGCACCCGCCACAUCCACCAGUACUAAUAACUCUUCAACAACAACAGCCACAACAAGAGCAAAUACUGAAACAAUGUUAACCACAAAUUCCGCAACAAUUGUAAAUGCAGAUUUUGUUAGCGUAACAGCAGCAGCAACAUCACUACCAACAACUACAACAACAGCAUCACCCAAGCAAACUGCAACCAAUUUCACCGCUACCACAUCAUCAGAUGUCGAAACAAAUCACGGGGAUGAACGUCAAAACACAGCAUCCGCAAAUAAUUCAGCAAAAAUAUCGGAAAAUGUACAAAACAAUCAAAUGGGAAAUGUUAUACCAGAGGAGCAGAAGGAGCAACAAUUACAACAACAAAAGUCGCUGUCGCAACAAGUUCAAAUUCAUGGCACGCUAUACUUAACAAACGAAGAUAAAUCAGGUGGUGCUAAUAGUAAAGGAGAGGAAGGUGAUCCAAACUCAACUACAACAGCAGUCAAGCCAGCAUCAGCUGAAACUGUCAAAACUCCUAAUAAAAAUGAUGAAUACAACCAAAAUAUUUGGCAAUUAGAAACUAAAUCGUAUACAAAAGACCAGCCACGGCAAGAGCAAAAGCAAGAGCAGAAGCAACAACAACAGCAAGCUGGCGAACACUGUCAAAUGCAGGUGGCAUCAGGUGUGAAAAAGGAGUGCUUAGAAGGCUUUCCGAAGUCUGAUGCUGAUACGCUUAAAGCAGCAUGUCAAAUACUUAAAAAUGACCACGAGAAAAUCGAGAGAACUCAGGCAACACAAAAACUUAACCAACCCACAUUAAUAAGCUUAGCAGAUACACCAGCGGCAACAAGGCAGCAAUUAGCAAAUAUCCAAACAUCAACAACAAUUGCAGCUGAAACGGAGGCAUCUAGAAAACUAUCAGCAGGAACAGGGCAAAAUGAAAACUUUGUCAUGAUUGAUGAUGGCAAUACAAAUGAUUACAAAGCUAAAGACAGUACCAACUCAGCAACAACACCAUCAAUAGCCGUCACACCAACAACAUCAGCAACAACAACCACAACUACAGAAGCAGCAACAGAAACAGCAGCAGCAGGAGCAGCAACAUCAAAUUCAACCACGAAUAGCAGUCAAAAUAAUGACAACAACAAAUUACUAACUAAUUUCCACAGUUCAACAUAAAAUGUUCACCAAUGAAAAAUAAAAAAUAUUAAAUAAAACAAUAACACAGUCUUAUUGUAUUCCAAUGAUAUCUUAAAAAAUUUUAUACUUAUACGUGUGUGAAUACUAAAAUAUUAUAUACAAAAAUACAUAUACCCUAUACCCAAUUAUUGAGAAGGGGCAAAUUUGUAAA